CGAGAGUCCACUACUACAAUUCGGACAUAAAUUUGCUUACAGCAGAAAAAUAUUCUUUACAUAAAUUCAAGUAAAUGUUAAUCGUCUACUCGAACAUUAUAUUUCUUUUAAAAACGAUUAUUUAGAUGCAGUGUAUUUGAGCCAAAAUACUUCAAUAAAAAAGUGUACUUUAUUACAAUGGAUUCAUUGAUGAAUUUACAAUGAGCUAUAAAUUAUUUUAAAUAAAAUGAAGGGGUACUAAAAUUGAUGCGGAUAUUAGACAGUAGGUAACCAUAACAACUUCUAAUACAAAUACAUACACAUUGGCGUAAAAGUAUUCUAGGAGGAAAGUAAGAAACUAACUGAAAAGGGAUUAGUAAAGAUUUGGUCAUGUCGACGGACAGUUCAGAUGGCAAUGCGUGGGUAUUUGACUCUCUUGUGGGGUUUCUACACGGUCCUGUAUGGAAUGUCCCAUUGCAGACUUUUAUAGAAGAGAAGUCUCUGCCUUUUGAGCCUACAGACAAUGGGGAUGUCUUGGACAGGCCAGAAUACAAGAAGAUUCAUGAUGAAUAUCGGAAUCUGGUAGAUGUGAUGCUUGGGUCCUUCAUGGAUGACAUUGGCAUCUCCGCGGACCAGUUCGAAGCAGCAUGCCGUCUGUCUGCUCGCGAUUUGGCGGGAUUACCCGCACAGUUUCACCGGCGGCUGUUUGAGCAGAUUUGGGCUGCCAACGACUACGAUAUCUUCGUUAAGAUGAUGACGCAUAAAAACGUUGAGCUACAGCUGCAGGCAUUAGAGUUGAUCGAGAGGCGUUUUGGAGCAUUGCCCAACAUAUUUGCAACCGUACCGGAGGACCUGGAAACGUCCCGAAGCGACGAGAGCGAAGACUGGCCUGAUGCUGAUGACGUCAUGACUGAGAUUAAAGAAUUACAACUCGAAGAUUUUGAAGAUAACGCCGUCGUGAGCGUCCCUCCUGAAGAAGUGGUGGCUGAAAAGAAAACCCUCUUAACUAAAGCGUCCAAGCUUCAAAGCUUUGAAAGGAAGGAGGCUCCAGCUGAUAAAACGAUUAGUCCGCCAGAACUCACUAUUCUGGAACCACCAAAACCCGCACCGAAAAAAGUUGAGGUGAGCGAGGAAGAAAUCCGUGCGCGCCAGGAAUACUUGAAGCAGCAGCGAGACAAACUUCUAGCACUGAAGAAGCAGGUUCGCGAGAAAAGGUUGGGCGCCGCCGAGAUUGGGGCAGAAGGAAAAGGAGAAGGUCCAAGCAGCCAAGCACGGCCUCGCUCGGCGCGCGUGGCGCAGGCCGCGCUCGCCGGCGCGCCGCCGCCGCCGAUGCCCGACGCCAUGCAACUGCGCAAGGCCCUCGCUUCUAAACUGAAGACUGAAGUCGUCGAUAAUCACUAGCUGAAUGUACUUUAUGACCGACCGUUACAAAUGUAAUAUUUAAAACAAUGAGAUUAAAAACCCACAGAUUAUAAAUGAUUCCAACUGUCCAAGAACAUAGUCUUUAGGCCGGCUAUAGACAUCCGUUGUUUUCGCCGGAAACCGGACCGUUAACGCGAACACCGGGCCAAUUCUAGUUUUAGUUAUUAGAUCCGUUUCCAAUAUGAUACUAAUCUGUCAGUGUCAAAAGUGACAUUUCUUUGGCCUCAUCGUCCAGAUUUGUACUUUGUUACCGACAGCUACAACUAAGAAAACGAGGCAUCGUCCCCGGACAAUUGUCCGGCGAAAACACCGGACGUCUACAACCGGCCGAGUCUGUGGAUUGUUACUUUGGAUUUGGCAUGAAUAAAGACACAUUUUUUUAAA
Molecule: messenger RNA, 1785 nt
Organism: Cydia pomonella (codling moth)
Lineage: Eukaryota; Metazoa; Arthropoda; Insecta; Lepidoptera; Tortricidae
Product: cilia- and flagella-associated protein 36
Exons: 7
Coding region: 370-1380 (336 amino acids)
Cellular component (GO): axoneme; ciliary base
Source: RefSeq, a predicted model, not a curated record